AUGACACAUUUAGGGAAAGAUCCGUUCAUGGAAUUAUCAUGGUUCCCGGAAUCAGAUAGUCUGUACCUCUCUCACGCACAUGAAAUUGUAUACUCUUUCCUAUUCUAUUUGACAUGCUCCGCUUUAAUAGCACCAAUGAUUAACAAGUUCAUCUUUGGUAAACAUUAUACAUCUAUCAAGGAUAAAAAUAUCAAAAUUGAUUUCAAUGUUCAUACUGUUUCCAUGAUCCAAGCAAUAAUAUCUAUGAUAAUCAUUUAUCCCACUUUAUUUCUCCCCAAUGAUAACACUUUAAACAUCACAACCUACCAUCAUCACUAUACCUCCAUGGUCGCAUCACUAACAUUAGGUUACUUCAUUUGGGACUUAUUGGUAUGUUUGAAACAUUUCAAAUUAUACGGAUUCCAAUUCCUAGGCCAUGCCGUGGGUGCUCUAUACGUGAUGAUCAUCGCCUUGAAACCAUUUUGUCAACCAUGGAUAGGUAAAUUCGUACUCUAUGAAGCUUCAACACCAUUUGUCAAUAUCAAUUGGUUCAUCAUUCAAUUGACUGAUCCUAUCACUAAGAAAUGUGUCAUCCCCACUUGGGUUAACGUCCUGAAUGGACUCAUGUUGUUGGUUGUUUUCUUUUUGGUAAGGAUUGCUUGGGGAACAUUGGCAACGUUGAUGAUCGUGAAGAAUAUGUGGCAUGUGAAACAUCAAAUUCCCUUGAUCUCCGCCUUCAUCUUGAUGUCAAUUAAUGUUUUAUUGAAUGGAUUGAAUUUUGUUUGGUUCUCGAAGAUGAUUAAGAUUGCUAAAAAAUUAGCAGGUGGAUCUUCAUCCUCAGGCAAGAUCAAACAAGUAUGA
Naumovozyma dairenensis CBS 421 is the source of this 840-nucleotide messenger RNA. It is a transcript of the gene TDA4, whose product is annotated as Tda4p. Gene Ontology annotation, biological process: lipid homeostasis. The record is from RefSeq and is a predicted model, not a curated record. Gene Ontology annotation, cellular component: endoplasmic reticulum; membrane. Lineage: Eukaryota; Fungi; Ascomycota; Saccharomycetes; Saccharomycetales; Saccharomycetaceae. The transcript has a single exon. The coding region runs from base 1 to 840 and encodes 279 amino acids.